AUGGUCACGUCACCGGACUUCACAGCAUUAGAAGCUCAGUUAAGUGAGGUACUUGGCAAGUUCAAUGAGUUGAGUACUGAAAUGGCCGCACAGAGGCGUGUAAUUGAUCAGUUGGUCGCGAGCAACAGUGGUGGUGGUGUCCCCAACGACCAAGAACCUAUCGAUAAUCACCCACCUGCACAAGACUAUCAACCACCCCACACAUCCAAUACCCAAACAACUUUCCUUCCUCCUUUCGCCAAUCCUCUUGAAAAUACCUUUACCCGACUAAACUCAGACUUUUCCUAUAUGCAUCCAAAUUAUAUAUUGGUAAACCCAACCAGUAGUCAAAUCCCUCAAACCCAUCCACGAACCAAUCUAAACGUUCCCCCCAACCCUCAGGGAUCCCACCACCACGUUGCAGAGCCUUUUGUACUGGUUACGGCAUCUCAAGGGAAAACGGCAAUAGAAGAACAACUUACACCCAUUGACAAGGAUUUAUUGAGAAGGUUGGAUCGAUUCGAUGAUUUUAUGAAAAAGAAUCAAGGGUUGAGCAAGCAUGGUGGAUUGGGGUACGAUGAAUUAUGUCUUUUCCCAGAUAUUCAGCUACCGUUGGGCUUCAAAACUCCCAAAUUCAGCAAAUAUGAUGAAACUGAAAAUCCUAAAACGCAUCUCAAGAUGUUUGCCAACAAGUUAGGUAAACCCGUGGAUGAUGAGAAUUUACCUAUGCAUCUAUUUCCGAAAAGUUUGGAGGGAGAUGCUCUAAAUUGGUAUUCAAAUUUGAAGUCUGGAGAAGUUAAAACCUGGUUGGAUCUAUCAACAGCUUUUGUGAAACAAUAUGAAUUUAACUGUGAGUUGGCACCAACACGAACCACACUGGAGGGUACGAAAAGAAAGUCGUCGGAAGAUCACAAGACCUACGCAAACCGGUGGAGAAAGUUAGUGGCCAAAGUGGAGCCUCCUAUGAUUGAGGAGGAGAUUGUUCGUACUUUUAUCAAAACUCACGAUCCACCCUAUUUUGAAGAGAUCUUUAGCAUGACUGGAAGUUCGUUUGCUGCUAUCAUUAACAAAUUGGAGGAGUACGAUGAAUUUGUCAAAGUAGGGAAGAUUGUUAAUGUGUCUGCAUUAAAGUUGCAAUUGGAUGCUCUACAAAAUCAAAGCAGCAAUGGGAAAAAGCCCCCAUUUAAAAAGAAAGAAGGAGAAACUGCCUUUGUAUGGGAUCAAGGCCCGUCUUUCAGACCCAGAAACCGUCCCACCUAUUCUUUUCCUUACCCGUAUUACAUCAAUUCUCAACCAAUCUACCACACUACUACCCAAGUCCAUCAUUUCCGACCAAGUCACUUGAAUAUCUCACUGUUACCUCUAACCCCACAACCUAUCUUUCAAAAUCACACUCGUCCUAUUUACCAUCCCAGACCAACACUGCAAAAUAAUAACCCUUCUCAAAAUCCUUUUCAAACUAGUGGAAUCCAAACUCAGAAGCAAUUUCGAACCUUCACCAACUUGGGCCGACCAAUUGAUCAAUUAUAUGAGCAGUUAAAAGCAGCUGAAAAAAUUGACACCGUUCCUCCCAAACUUUAUCCCAAAGGCAUUCCUCCAGGUUAUGAUAUGCAAGCAAUUUGUGCUUAUCAUUCUGGAAGUCCAGGUCAUACCACUGGCAAUUGUUUGGCUUUAAAAUAUAAGAUUCAAGACAUAAUUGACUUUGGAGACAUCCUUCUCAGAAGAAAGGAAGAACAAGGACCGAAUGCCAGUAAGAAUUCUUUACCUGAGCAUGGGAGCACUGUGGGAGUUAUUAUCGCUGAUGGAGAUUUUAUCGAUCCCACUCAGUACAUUGUAAAUGAAACUGAGGUGUUUGGCGUAAUGGAGACUGACCACGCCAGAAUGAGAAAAUUGUCUUCUGUUGAAAAGUCCAUGGCCAAUGAUAAUGUUGAGGAAAAGUUGAAAUCUUUUGUAUUUGAAAAGGAGGAGCCAUUUAUAGCGGAAGGGGGAGUUUUUGAGGUUGACAAAUCUCCUUUUAUUUUGGAUCUACCUUCUUUUGAAUGGGAUAUAUCAGAGCCUAUCAUUCUUGAAUUUUCGGAACAAAUGCCUGUCAAUAACCUGCAAGAGGUGCCAUGA
Coffea eugenioides is the source of this 2094-nucleotide messenger RNA. RefSeq lists its product as uncharacterized. The record is from RefSeq and is a predicted model, not a curated record. Lineage: Eukaryota; Viridiplantae; Streptophyta; Magnoliopsida; Gentianales; Rubiaceae. The transcript has a single exon. The coding region runs from base 1 to 2094 and encodes 697 amino acids.